Molecule: messenger RNA, 891 nt
Organism: Erinaceus europaeus (western European hedgehog)
Lineage: Eukaryota; Metazoa; Chordata; Mammalia; Eulipotyphla; Erinaceidae
Product: zinc finger protein ZIC 5-like
Exons: 2
Coding region: 1-546 (181 amino acids)
Source: RefSeq, a predicted model, not a curated record
AUGGAGUUGGCUCCGAGCUGGCGCGGCGGGACCGCUGGGGCUGCUGCUCUGGGCGCGGGGGCCGGGGGCGACCUGACUCCUGGCUCGUGCCGAGCUCGCCGGGGACCCGAGUGGCGGGCGAGGCGGGACGGCGCGGUGUCCUUGCGGGCGGCGCCUCCGCGGUGCUGGCAGCCUCUGCCUAAACGGAGCCCGGCGGCACACGCGAAGAGGUGGCGGGCAGGCACGGGGCCGGGUGCGGAGACAGAGCGGGCGCCCUUCCCUCGCAGCGGACUGGAAACGACUGGGAGCUCCCCUCCCCCCAUGCAACCCAACUUCAGCCCCCGCGCCGCACCCCCCUUCCCCGGCCCGGCUCGAUUGGCCGCUUCCCGAGCUGUCAGGCUGGAGUCCACCGAUCUUAUUGGACGAUUCUCCGGCCGCGCGGCGGUGCCCAAGGAGGGCGCACCCGGCUGGGGGCGCCGGGCAGCGAAGGUCGCAGGGCGCCGGGGACUGGAGUCCCAGGAGGGGUCAAGGGAGACCGAGACAGCCAGACCAGGAAAUGGACCGUGAAGGUGGAGAGAAUGGGAGUCUCGGAGGCGAAGAAAGACAGUCACUGAAAAGAUGGAGAUGCUGAGGGUGAGGCUGAUGCAGCCAAGACGAGGGGAUAGUACCUCCUGGGUGGGUAGUUAGCCAGAGGGAGCCCAGAUAGCACUCGGCAGACCUGGGCUGUGUGGAGAACUCUUCACCAGUUCUAUAUAAGGGAUACCAGAUGUGCCCAGAGGAAUUUGACACACACUCCUCUCAUAACCCUAGGAUGUGAAAGGAGGGACACAAGGCCUGAAAGCUUUGCCCCAGUUUAUAGAUGCAGAAGUUUAGGUUCUGAGAACUUGAGCUACAAGCACUAAAUCACAAAGG